This is a messenger RNA of Caenorhabditis sp. 36 PRJEB53466, 3408 nucleotides long. NCBI's taxonomy places the organism in Eukaryota, Metazoa, Nematoda, Chromadorea, Rhabditida, Rhabditidae. The record is from the annotation of a GenBank genome assembly.
AUGAUUUCGUUCGAGGAUUUUCUGCUGCGGCCCUCAAAAGUGGUGGAUCCGUUCAACAGAUUCGUCGCCAAAAUCGACCCGUUUCUCACUUUGGUCGAAUUUUGCCAAGUUGUGGGCCCCCGACCGCUUGCGAUUGUCUCUUCGCGGUCCGAUAAUAAAGGUUUGAAUUGAACACAUUUUUCUCAAUUAUUCUAGCCAUUUUGACUAUAAAAACUGUAAAAAAUUGCUCAAAAUUGUUGCAGUGUCGGGUGUGGACAUGAACGAAAUGUCAAUUUGGUUAAUGUCGUCGGAUACGGUGCCCGGCACGAUGAUUGUUCUCGAAAAUAACCAAACGGGCGUCUACGCGGCCGCCUACUACUUCAAUUUGUACGAUAUGCGCGCGAGGGCUUUUCAGGUACCCCCAAAACAAAAUAUGUUUGUGCGAGUUUAAAAAUGGCAGAAAAAUCACAAUUUUUAAAAACCUUGCAGCGUAACCUGUGCGUAGCGUACUUGAGCUCGGAGAAGCCGUCGAAAGAGAUGCUGGCGCACUUUUCGGCGCAAAUGAAAAAGAUGGUGUCGCCGGUUUUAAUCUGCAAUCGCCGUCUCUUCAUCCGCCACGUCACCGACAUUGUCAAGUUUUCGGACAACGUCGGUACGCGUCGUUUCAGUGCCUUGAUGUGUCAAAAAAGCGUUUUUGCAGACGAAACGGCGUUCAAAGAGUACUACACUUUCGACGGCGACCACCAGAAACUGAUGGAUUCGAGCCGGUUCAAUGUGGUUUUCGAACAGACCCGUCUACUCAAAAGCAAAUUUUUGACAAAGAAAUUCCAAGAAAUGACUUUUGAUGGUGAGAAUUUUUUUAAAAACAAAUUCUAGAAAAAUCAUAAAAUCCCUUUAUUUACUUCUUUGCAGACGACAUCUGCUGCGGACACAACGCGGAAAACAUGUCGGAAGCCGAGGAUAUCAUCUGCUCAUUUCGAGUUCCGUCAAUUCCGCUGAGUCCCGUCGAAACCCUCGCUCCAUGUGUACGAAAAAUCCCCCAGCUCUUUUUCAAACAAGAAUUCCGAUAUUCCAGGCCUAUUCCUCGAUAAUUCCCCAAUUACGUCAACUUUUGGGUCAACUCUCCUCGCGCAGAAACCUUUCUUCUUCUUCUUCUUGCUCGCAGCCUCAACCGGGAGCUCUUUUCUGCGAGCUCCGACCGAUUGCGACGACUUCUACGUCCGCCGCGUCAUCAUCGUUCCCCUCUUCUUCUUCUGAAUUCUCAGAAGACGUGCGAGGAGAAGAGACACUGAAAGCAGUGACCGGACACCUCGGAGACGUCCUUUUCCCCCUUUUGAGUGGGGAAGACGUGAUUGUGUGCGGGGCCGAGCAACGGAGGAGUACGGUAGAGGAUAUGGUGGGCAAGCUGAGCAGAGUGGUGCCACGGGAAAGGGCCGCACGACGGGAACAGCAGCCAGUCGCCAUGGAGACCGAUCCGAAUAGGUACGACAUUUUCACUAGGAAAAGUACAUUUAGAAGGUACACCAACUGGCUAGCAAAAUCUCCGCGUGUACCCUUUUGUACUACAGGACAUCCCCAACACAGCUCCGAAGCCUGAAACAUUUCGAAAAUGUCCAAUCGACUCCGACUCUAUUUCAUUCGAUUGCUCGCUUCUUUUUAAAGCAUUUUCGUGUUGGCAUCAAAAUUUUAAUAUCAUUCCUUCAUGGAGGAGCAUAUUAUCAUCUUUGGGGCCUGUGUCGGAUUCGAAGCGAAAAAGAAAACGUUAUUGAUUGGCACGGAAUGUCAAAAUUUACACGAAUAAUCAGAGCUCUACUUUUGCUUCUCGUUUUCCAUAAAUUCAAAUCUAGAAAGCACACAAUGGACGAUCUAGGCGUUGUCAACGUUUGGGAAAUUUGAUGUUUUUACAGACAUGACAGAAAUUAGAACUACUGAGGACUUACGCGUUUAGUCGGCAUUCGUCCGCGUCUUGUUGCAAAUCCUACAUCAAAAAUCUUAUUUUUCCGUUUUCUGUCGCACUCUUUCUAGAAUCCUGGAAAAAUAAAUAGUUAGAAGGGACUGAGAACAAGUUUGGAAAAGAAAAAAGAAAAUUCCUCUUCUUCUUGUAUUUUCAUGGCCUCUUCACAUUUUCCGGGCGAAGGACGUCCGCCCCGGGCGGGCUCAGGAAACAUCUGUCAUCCGGAGGCGGCGGCUCGGCCGGAAUGAGCUCACGGGGCAAAAAGAAAGAAAGAAAGAAAGAGAGAGAAAGAGGGCGGCUAUCCGUUCACUUUUUUGCUUUUCAUUUGUCUUCUUCAUUCAACUGACUCUUUGUCAAGAUUGUCGGCGAAAAGUGUAAAACUCGUGACCUUACUCAAAAUAUUUGUGAAUCGAUGAAGGGGAAGAAAUGUGAUUUGACCUGAAAUUGGAAAGUUUCAGAAUCGGAAACGGAUUGGCCGGUCUUUUGUGCAAUCGGAAUGAGACGGGCAAAUUGGCCAGAUGGAGACACGUUUUGGAUAUGAAUCGGUAAGAACCAAAGUCUGGUAGAAGUCUAGAGGGGCUUGGACUUUGAGACCACUUCGCAAUUUUAUCAGUCUAGAAUUAAAGUACUCUGAGAGCAAGUUUCAGCAAGAUAUCGGCGUACUUUUCCCAAUUCUGUAUCACAGACUUGCCAGAUUUCGGGCCGGCCAUGCGGGCCGGGCCGGGUCGGUGAAGUGCCGGCCCGGUUCAAAAGGCGGGAAUUCAAAUUUUCGCGGAAAUUUUUUUUUCGUUAUUACAAAAAAAAUUUUCGAACUAAAGUUUUAGUGUUACUUCUUUGUUUUUUUGCUAUUAUGAAUUUUUUUAUGAGAAAUACAUUUGUUUUUUUCAAUGUUCGAUGCUUGCAAAAAAACCCCUAAUUCUACAAAAAAAAUGGCUUCAUGCGAUCAAUAAUUCAAAUUUUUGAAUUCCCGCUUUUUGAACCGGGCCGACUGGGCCGGGCUGGCCGGGCCGGGCCGGAGUUUUGAAAUUUCGGCCCGGCCCGGCCCGGCCCGUGGCAACUAUGCUGUAUCAGACCUUCCAAAUCGGCACCUUUCCAGAUGCGUUCUGAAGACGUUCGCCUACGACGGAACCCUUCUGGCUGGACUAAACAAGAAAAGAAGGUAAAGACUUGCGUUUCAUGCCGAAAUGUCCACCAAUCAUUCAUUGAAACUUUGCAGGUUCCCGUCGGACCGCUCUCUGAUCCUCUUCAUCGUGGCCUACCUGACGAACGUCUGCCAACUCGUCUACCUUUGUCGCUUCCUUUUUCUCCGCUCCGCCCACUCCUCCGAACGCGCGGAACUGUCGAAAUUGAGUGCGGACGACGAGAAAAUCAUUGUAAAUCUGCUGAUGGGCAUCGAUUUCGAAAAGUUCAAUCGGCUCAAACUGAAGGCAAAACAAGAGGGAACGGCGAAACCGAGCAAAACGAUCAAUUUGUAA